Molecule: messenger RNA, 891 nt
Organism: Lentinula edodes (shiitake mushroom)
Lineage: Eukaryota; Fungi; Basidiomycota; Agaricomycetes; Agaricales; Omphalotaceae
Exons: 11
Coding region: 1-891 (296 amino acids)
Source: RefSeq, a predicted model, not a curated record
AUGAACGACAUUGAUAUGAAGAGGAUAGUUACGGAUAAGAAUUUGUUAUGUACGGGCUUAGUGGCUACGUUGGUUGUUGGAGAAUUUGGUAUCUCUAUCUGUCCUUUCUUGUUGUCUUUGGUUGCAGCUAAAAAGAUGAAUUCGAUCUAUCCAGGCUCCGUUAUUGCGUUCAUAGCAGUUGUAUUGAUUCAUAUUCAACCUCUCUUCGAAUUCCAAACACAUCUCAAGACGACUGUAAUCGUGAUGAAUUCACUCUCAGUUGUUACCAACAUCGCCAUCGCCCUCAUGUUCUCACUCUAUUUCCAAAGAUUUAAGAACGGAUUCAAAAGAACUACCACUAUACUCAACAAACUGGUCAGCAUCAAUGGGUCUAUAUCUGCGUCAUCGUCAUCGAAAUUUACACAGAACACUGAUGUAUUAGAUUUUACUCGCUGUGAACACUGGCUUUCUUACGACUUCCUGUGCUAUAUCUUCCCUUGUCACCCUCCAGAAACUGUAGUAUAUGUCCCGUUCUUUUUUUGCAUCGGACGCGUUCAUACCAUAACAUUGCUGACUACGCUGAACGCCCGAGAAAUGAUUCGACAGUCUGAUGAUAAUAUGGAGACAAACCCCGCACGCAAAUCUCCCCUUGUCUUUCGACCAUCUGGUGUCUUGAAUUCUUCUGGACAGAAUACCGUAAAGGAGCAACGCAGGGAUGGUUCAAUCCGGACAAUCAACCAUGGAAACGACAUGCACCACCACACAUAUUGUCAUUCGUUCCAACCAGGAGACAAUGUGUAUGAGCUUCAGGACUUAUCCAGAACCAAUUUUCAUUCAACGCUUACCAAUUCUACCUCCGCUGUGAAUAUGCCUGUCUUCCCCCGCAACGUACAUUUGGACAACGUUGUCUGA